AUGCAGUGGUCAGAGCUCCUCGGUGCCAAGCUCCAGACGAAAGAUGGUCUACAGGACACGAACGCGAAGCUCGCCGACAAAAAGGUCGUGGGCAUCUACUUCAGCGCGCACUGGUGCCCGCCCUGUCGUCAGUUCACGCCAUUUCUGAGCUCCUUGUACGAGGACAUGGUCGAGCAGCACCCGGAGUUUGAGCUCAUCUUUGUCUCGUCGGACAAGGACGCGGCGCAGUACAAGGAGUACUACAGUGAGAUGACGUUCCUCGCCCUUCCCUUCGAAGAGCGCACCAUUCACCAGACGCUAAGCUCCAAGUUUGGCGUCUCGGGCAUCCCCAUGCUCGUGUUUGUGGACGCCGAGGGCAAAGUGAUCUCUCUGGACGGCCGCAGCCUGGCUGCUGACUCGCGUGGAGAUGUGGACAAGCUGUGGGAGCAGCUCACGCAGUGA
Molecule: messenger RNA, 441 nt
Organism: Peronospora matthiolae
Lineage: Eukaryota; Oomycota; Peronosporomycetes; Peronosporales; Peronosporaceae
Source: the annotation of a GenBank genome assembly